AUGACAAUUGAUUGGGACUCAAUUCUUAGCUAUAACACAAUCAAAGUGGUUCGUAUAAGAGACCGACGGCUUGGAAUUUUACAUUUAUGUUUUUUAAUAGUAAUUGUAUUAUAUGUUGUUGUUUAUUCGGCGAUUAUUAAAAAAGGUUAUGUUACAACUGAAGAACCUGUUGGCUCAAUUAGAACUUCAUUAUUGGCUCCAGAUGAAUUAAAAUCAAAUCAAGCAUAUUGUAAAAAUAAUACAGAACCAUAUCCAUAUGAAAAAUUAGAUUGUGUUUAUUAUGAUGAGAAAUUAGCUCUCUUUCCCAUUGGUGAUGAUGUUGGAUUUACGGCUUCCACUAGGAUGAGAAUUUCAGAUCAAACCGUAAAUUGUAGUUUAAUGAAUCCAUCUUGUAAAUUUUAUACCAAUACAUCAAUGAAUGUUUAUUUAGCAGAUAUUGAAAGUUUUACAGUUUUAAUUGAUCAUACAAUGUAUGCACCAUCUUCUCAAAUUCAAUUUAAUGGUGAUGAUUUAAGUGGAUAUGUUUUAGAUCAAAAUGGUAAUGAAAUUCAAUUAAAUGAAUCUGUAAAUACAAUUGGUGUUCAAGGUAAACCUGAUAUUUUACAACUUGGAAAAUUAUUAGAAUUUGCUGGUGUUGAUUUAGAUGGACCUUCGUUAGUAAAUUCAAGUAAUUCAAUUAGAUAUGAUGGAUGUGUUUUAUUUGUAUUUAUUGAAUAUUCAAAUACAUUUUCAUAUGAUUUAAAAAAGAUUAAAUAUGUUUAUUCAAUUAAAAAAGUUGAUGAUACUGCUUAUGAUGUACCAGAAGUUAUUAUUUUAAAUAAUGAAAAUUCAAGAUUAUAUUAUAAACGUCAUGCAAUUAGAUUAAUUUUCAUUCAAACUGGUGUAAUUGGUUCAUUCAAUUUUCAAUCAUUACUUUUAACAUUAGUUAGUGGUCUUGGUUUAUUAACUGUAUCAACUUUAAUUGUUGAUCAAUUGGCAAUUAGAUUUUUACCACAAAGAAAAUCUUAUAGUUCACUUAAAUUCCAAACAACUGAAAGUUUUAGAAUGAAAAAAAAAAUUGUAAAUGAUGAUGGUGAAGAUAAACUUUAUCAUAAUAUUGAAGCUCUAUAA
Dictyostelium discoideum AX4 is the source of this 1110-nucleotide messenger RNA. RefSeq lists its product as hypothetical. Gene Ontology annotation, molecular function: intracellularly ATP-gated calcium channel activity. The record is from RefSeq and is a predicted model, not a curated record. The transcript has 3 exons. Gene Ontology annotation, biological process: cellular hypotonic response; regulation of calcium-mediated signaling; calcium-mediated signaling. Gene Ontology annotation, cellular component: contractile vacuolar membrane. Lineage: Eukaryota; Evosea; Eumycetozoa; Dictyosteliales; Dictyosteliaceae. Bases 1 to 1110 code for a protein of 369 amino acids.